This is a messenger RNA of Kockovaella imperatae, 1316 nucleotides long. RefSeq lists its product as hypothetical. Lineage: Eukaryota; Fungi; Basidiomycota; Tremellomycetes; Tremellales; Cuniculitremaceae. The record is from RefSeq and is a predicted model, not a curated record. The transcript has 3 exons. Bases 31 to 1251 code for a protein of 406 amino acids.
ACUGUAAUUGUCGAUUCAACUGUAAUUGACAUGAACGGCAAGGGCAAGGGAAAGGCCGUCAAGUCCCUUUCAGAUCCUUCGCAAUCUCCCUCCGGUUCUAAGCGGCCAUCUCCUAGGCUUCCAUACGAUGUCCUUAUACGAGUCUUCCAAAUCAUAGGCAAUGACCCACUGUCAAAAUCUGUCCUCUUCAGAUGCUUGAUCCUCGACAAGACGAUUUGCCCUAUCGUCGGCAAGAUACUCUAUCGAUGGUUGAUCUUGCCUGCUGAGCCCAGGCGUCCAUUCAACCCGUUUGAAGUACCUGGUCCAUCGAAACUUCCAGUAAUACUCCAGUCCAAGACAUUUCUGCGUCACGUAGAGACCGUCCAGCUGGGAGCUCCAUUUGGCGAUCGAUUCUGCCGAUUUCUGGCCUACCUAUGCGACAACACCAUACAUCCCUCCAAGGGUACACUGAUACUUGAUUUCGACUUCAAAACCUCAGUCAUCAGCCGCGACCCGUGUUCGAGGGAUCAUUCGAAAUGUAUAGAAAGACUGUCAAAGGCUGGUUGGACGAUCGUUCUGGAUAACCGUUCACUCUGGGACAAUUUUCCGAGACUAUGGCCCGACCCACAUUCGAGGCUCAAACCCAAAGGGACCCUGCUGAUAAAACUCCGCCCUCCUUGGAAGCCUAUGGAGGAUAUCAGAGGGUUGCCGGGAUGGCGGACGAGAUGGCAACGUGAGAUGUACAAUGCAUCUCUCUACUUUGCCAACAUCAUCGUCAUCUUCCACACUUUACAUCCCAACGAGCCUUGGACGCAGUACGAGUGUGACGAACAUUGUAGGAGUCGAGGUCCGAUCCGUCUCCAUGCAACUUGGUUUCCGGACUUUGUGAACGAUCUGGCUAUGCUGGCACACGAAAUCUGUGGCGACGGCAAAUUGGUCAUCGUCAACGCUGGAUCGGUGAAUGUGCCCCGCGACCUCGACUGGGUACGUGAAGCGCAGCAAGACGAGAUGCAACAAAGGCUGUCUGAUGCGUUUUUUGAAAUUGCACAAGGAAAGGGCUUGGAGUCAGUUGCUUCACAGAAUCUCUGGGACAAGAAGCUCGCGUUCAUCACAAUGAGUCAGUAUCUCGCGCAAGAAACAUGGAUUGGUCAGUGGAAGGCAGACGCGGUGGCAUCGUGGCUAAAAGAGACCGAGCUGCAACUACAACCAACAUGGGGCGGAGAUCGAUCGAAAGGGUGUCGGACCUGUGAGAUUCAAGCCAUGAUGGACUGAGUCUGUAAUCAUAGCGUGGGCCGCUCGGCAUGGCUUGACAGAUAAAUGAAUCAUACCCGUAUUAU